Spizellomyces punctatus DAOM BR117 is the source of this 1723-nucleotide messenger RNA. RefSeq lists its product as hypothetical. Gene Ontology annotation, biological process: protein polyubiquitination; protein peptidyl-prolyl isomerization; protein folding. Gene Ontology annotation, cellular component: catalytic step 2 spliceosome. The transcript has 6 exons. Lineage: Eukaryota; Fungi; Chytridiomycota; Chytridiomycetes; Spizellomycetales; Spizellomycetaceae. Bases 287 to 1612 code for a protein of 441 amino acids. The record is from RefSeq and is a predicted model, not a curated record. Gene Ontology annotation, molecular function: peptidyl-prolyl cis-trans isomerase activity; ubiquitin-ubiquitin ligase activity.
CUUGCAGCACGCAGCUGAUUCUGGACGUUGACGAGUAACAAAAUGGGCAAGAAUACGGACAAGCUAUAUGUAACCCACUCGGAGCACGCCGCGGGGCCGGGAGGUGCCAAGCGAAGAACGGGAUCUGAGUUCAAAAGGUUGCCCUUUUACUGCUGUUCUCUUUCCUUGCAGCCCUUCGAACAUCCGGUAUGCACAAAGGACGGGAUGGUGUUUGAUCUCAUGUAGGAAUAUCAUUCCUUUCCUGAAAAAGUUCAACAAUAAGAACCCAGUAAACGGAGAGACCCUCAUGCCAAAAGACCUUCUCAAACUACACUUUCACAAAAACGGCGAUGGAGAAUAUUACUGUCCGAUAACCUUUAAAGUCUUCAACGAGAACACUCACAUUGUUGCCGUUGCUACGUCCGGCAAUGUCUACUCGUAUGAAGCCAUCGAACGUCUCAACAUUCAAACGAAGCACUGGGCUGAUCUGCUGACGGAUGAGCCUUUCAAGCGUAAAGAUAUAAUCACGAUACAAGAUCCCCACGAAAUUUCCAAACGAAAUAUAUCAGAAUUCUUUUAUAUUAAGAACGAUAUGAAAGUGGAAGAUGAGGAGGCCAAAAAGCUUGAAAAGGAAAUUGGUUUCAAGAUAAAUGCUAUGGGGGCGACCGAUCGGGUGCUGAAAGCCAUGCGUAAAAAGGACUCCGAAGCGGCUGGAACCCUGACGUCGUCAGCAACGUCAAGCGCGACUGAAUCAGUCACCCCGUCAUUUGUCUCCAAGGAAAAGAAGGCAUACAAUGCAGCGCAUUACUCUACCGGUGUUGCAGCUGCAUCGUUCACAUCAACUGCUGUACCGGUCGAGACGAAAAAUGCAGCUGCGAUCAUUGAUGAAGAGGAGUAUAUGUUUCAAAGGAUCAAAGAGAAGGGGUACGCGCAAGUCCGCACGAAUCUGGGCAACGUCAACUUGGAACUUUAUUGCGGGGACACUCCGCGCACAGCGUAUAAUUUCAUUCAAUUGGCGAAGAAGGGAUAUUACAAAAAUACUAGUUUUCAUCGGUCCGUUAAGAACUUUAUGAUUCAAGGUGGAGACCCAACUGGGACCGGACGAGGAGGCGAAUCCUUCUGGGGUAAACCCUUCAACGAUGAAUUCAAAGCCAACUUGACGCACACUGGGAGAGGCGUUUUGUCCAUGGCAAACAAGGGCAAGAACACGAACACUUCACAGUUCUUUAUCACUUAUCGAUCGUGCCAACAUCUCGAUUACAAGCACACCGUUUUUGGGAAAGUGGUCGGAGGAAUGGAUGUUUUGACGAAAAUGGAAUCUAUCGAAACCGACGAUGGGGACAAACCAAAGCAAGAUAUUCGCAUAAUCGACAUUGAAGUGUUUGUUGACCCAUUCGAGACGUUCCGAGAGAGCCUAGCAAAGCAAUUGGAAACAGGAGAAUCUGGGCCCACGAAAAAGGGCAAACAAAAGAAAAAGGAAGACGAAAAGAAUAGUGGUGGUGGGGGAGGAGUAGGAAAAUACUUGAAGAGAGACGUGAAUGCGGGCACAAUUGACUGGGGUACGCAUGUCGGGGAAGUCAAAAAGAAACAAAAGGUCACAAGUGGAGGUUUUGGUGAUUUCAGUUCUUGGUGAACCGUCAUGAAUUGGGUUAGAAAUUUAUACAUUAUCUGUACAUACUAUGUCUUGUAAUUUUAUUUAUGGGCUUUGCAGAACUCGAUAUAAACCUGCUAAAAAGGAUUGCAU